AUGGGAGAGGGAGAGACGGACAUGCAGAAUUGGGAGGAAAAGAUGAUUCAUUCGAAAGAGAAAGUUGGAUUUGGACAAGAGAACGAGAGGCGUCAAGGGCGAGACGAGCAAGAGCAUGAGCUCGUCAUUGAUGACACUCUUCUGUACGGGCUCAUCGAGGACAUGCGGGGAGGGGAGGUGAUCCAUCCGACAGGUGGGGACAAGAUCAAACCACGAGAUCAGGUGAUGGAUAUGGAUAUGGAUAUGGAACGGGGUCAAGAAGAUUAUCCGAUCACAUCGACACCAUUGACUCGACCUCUGCGAGUUCGUAAGGCUGAAGAACCCGGGAAGACGAGGGGAAACAAGCACAAGGUGCAGUGGGAACCACACCAAGCAGUCUCACCUCCCCCUCCUUCGAAAUUCUCCGACGAACUGAAAGCGGCUGUACGUGCGGCUAAACAGGCUCUACGACCGACCGGGGAAUCUUUGACGAGUUGA
This is a messenger RNA of Tremella mesenterica DSM 1558, 477 nucleotides long. RefSeq lists its product as uncharacterized. Lineage: Eukaryota; Fungi; Basidiomycota; Tremellomycetes; Tremellales; Tremellaceae. The transcript is spliced from 3 exons. The record is from RefSeq and is a predicted model, not a curated record. Bases 1 to 477 code for a protein of 158 amino acids.